UUUUCUACUCAGAAUUUGUUUGUAUCACAUUGUCCAUAUCCUGAUAGACUUGUAUUAUAUAUUGGGACAAGGGCAAUGAUUCGAAGGGAGGAGAAUUUUCUGCGAAGAGUGUUCAGAGUGAUGCACAGUGAAAACAAACAGAAAGUUUUAAGGUGAGGAGAUAGUCAGAGAAGAAGGAAGACAAGAGAGUGUGAUCGUUCAGUUCAGUUGUAAGAAAUCAUCAUCACAUUGUCUACCUCUGAACCCACUUUUCAUUCCCUUCAUCAUUCUGCACUGGAAACAACCCAAUUUCUCAGUCAGACGAUAGAAAGGGCAUUUUGGUCAAUUCCUUCUGUAUGGUUCCACUCACUUGAACACUACCAACCACAUUGCCUUUAUCUCCACCGGUGGAGGUGUUCUUCAUGGUCCUUGCUGACUUUUCUCUCGUCGACGUCGUUUUCUGCUGCGGCGGUGGGUGCAAAUCUAAGACAUAUCGAAUGAACAAAUUUGAGAGCGCAUCCAAUCGCACGGUUUCGCUCUCUUUCUCUCUCGUCCUAGUUCUCUACGUGGCUAGGGUCGCCGUAGCGGCGGCGCUGCUACUCCGUACGCCGCUGGAUAUAGGAGCUAGGAUGAAGGCGUAGACACUUCACAGAGAAAAAGAAAAAGAGAGAGUAUCUUCUGCAUUCUUACCUCUCUUCAAUCAUUUUGCUGUCAAUGAUAAAGUUCCACGUAUUGUGAAAACUAAGGAAGGACUCCUUUCUGUGUCCCUUGUCUGCCAUUCUCUCUUCCAUGAAACUACAACAUGACGAUGGAAGAUGAGUCCUUGGCAACAGUCCCAUUUGACAGGGCUAUUGAACAGGCAAUUGUGUCAAUAAAGAAAGGUGCAUAUUUACUUAAGUGUGGUCGUAGGGGAAAGCCGAAGCUCUGUCCUUUCAGACUUUCCCAGGAUGAGAGAAAUUUGAUUUGGUAUUCAGGACAGCAGGAAAAGCAUUUGCGAUUGAGUGUAGUUACAAAAAUUGUUCAAGGCCAAGAAAAUAUAAGGUCCCAGAGGCAAAAUGAACCCGAAAAGGAGUGCCAUUCAUUUUCACUAAUCUAUGCUAAUGGUGAACGUUCUCUUGAUCUGAUAUGCAAGGACAAGGCACAAGCUGCUUCUUGGUUUGUUGGCUUGAAAGCUGUCAUCUCUAGGUGUCAGCAUCCUAGAGCUUUUAGUAGUUUAAGAAGUUGCAAAGGUGUGCAGAGUUGUGUUAGUAGUCCUGCUGGGAUCUUACGAAGAAAGAAAAAUCUUGGCCUUUUGGAUGAUACCUCUCAGUUUACUCAGGUACACAGCUUAUGUGCAAGUCCUACUUUGUCACUUUCCGAAAGGUGCUUUUCUGAUGGCUUGUCAUGCACUUCUGAUAACCUAUAUUCAUCGACAUCUUUCCUCUCCAGCGCUCAUGGUGUAACGAAGAAUUCAGUGCCAAGUUCUCCAUACAUUGAUCCAGAGGUUCAUAGUAACAUUGAAUCAACUCGAACUGAUAAGGAGCACAAGAAGAAUUUGUCCUAUAGGCAUUUGACGCAUUCUACCUCUGUACAUUUAGGAAAAAGUAAUGUAUUGAAGGAUGUAAUGAUAUGGGGUGGAGGGAUUGGGUGUCUUGUAGGGAUUGUGAAUGAAAGGUUUGUUCAAGGUGGGGUCUAUUCUUUAGUGCCGAAGUUACUAGAAUCAACUGCAAUGUUAGAUGUACAGAACAUAGCUUUGGGAGGAAAACAUGCUGCCUUAGUUACAAAACAAGGGGAAGUUUUUUGUUGGGGUCAAGGAAAGUGGGGAAGACUCGGGCAGAAAAUUGAUAUGGACAUUAGCUCCCCAAAAAUAGUGGAUUCUCUUAAUGGUCUUCAUGUAAAGCACGUUGCUUGUGGUGAAUAUCAUACAUGUGCUCUGACAGAUUCUGGUGAAGUAUAUACUUGGGGAAAUGAUGUCUGCAGUGCAGAUUUAUUUAAUGAAGGGAGAACUAGAAGUCAGUGGAUACCUCAAAAUCUUGGCGGAUCCUUAGAUGGUAUUAGUAUCUCGAGUAUUGCUUGUGGAGAAUGGCAUACUGCGAUUGUCUCUAGUUGUGGGAGGUUAUUUACUUACGGAGAUGGUACAUUUGGGGUUCUUGGCCAUGGCGAUCUUCGGAGCUAUUCAAGUCCAAAAGAAGUCGAGUCUCUUAGUGGACUAAGGGUGAGGUCUGUUGCAUGUGGAUCAUGGCAUACAUCUGCUAUUGUUGAAGUUAUGAUUGAUCGUUUUAGGUACAAUAGUGCUAGUGGUAAGUUGUUUACAUGGGGUGAUGGAGAUGAGGGGAGGCUUGGUCAUUCAGAUAACGGAAGCAAGCUUGUACCAACAUGUGUUACACAACUUGUCGACUAUGAUUUUGUUCAAGUGUCAUGUGGAAGAAUGUUGACUGUAGCACUCACUAACAUGGGCAAGGUUUUUGCAAUGGGAAGUGCCAAAUAUGGACAGUUAGGAAAUCCACAUGCGAAGGAUAAAGCAGUCAUGGUUGAAGGACAACUCAAACAAGAAUUUGUUAAAGUUAUAUCAACCGGUUCAUAUCAUGUUGCUGUUUUGACUUCUGCAGGGAGUGUUUAUACAUGGGGCAGGGGUGAAAGUGGCCAACUGGGGUUAGGUGAUACUGAAGAUAGAUAUACACCUUGUUUGGUUGAGGCUCUGAGAGAUAGACAGGUAAAUACUAUCGCUUGUGGUCCAAGCUUCACAGCUGCAAUCUGUUUACACAAACCUAUUUCUAUUAGUGACCAAUCAACUUGUAGUGGUUGUAGGUUGCCAUUUGGGUUCACAAGGAAGAAGCAUAACUGCUAUAACUGUGGCCUUUUGUUCUGCCGUGCUUGUAGUAGUAAGAAGAUUAUAAAUGCACCUCUAGCCCCCAGUAAGAGCAAGGCUUUUAGGGUUUGUGAUCAGUGUUUUGAUAAACGACAGGGAGGUACACAUUCAAUAAUGGCAUCUAAGUCCAGAAAUUACAACAGUCAACAGUUGUUGAAGCAUCAACAAAAAAUUGCUGAUGUCACUGAAGACAGGGGAGAGACAACCGUGACACAAGGUCCUCUGCUAUCUUUUGGUCAAUCAUGUUACAGGAAAAGUAUGCCAAGUGGACGUAAGGAUUGGAAAAACCACCCCGAAAGCCAACAGGAUGUAGAAGAUAGUUCUUCUAUGCUAGGUGGAAUGCCGCAGUGGGGGCAAGUUCCAUGUCCUCCCAUAUUUAAAAUUAAUGGUACAGAAAAUCCAGUUGUUCAUGUUUCUUCAUCCAAAAAUAAAUUAGCCACAGUUUCUCCUUUUAGUAUGGAAUCUACAACAUAUAACUUCUCUAAUGUAGAGACAGAUACAACUAAAUCUGAGAAGAUGCUGCUUGAAGAAGUUCAUAGGCUGAGAACCGAGGCUAAGAGACUUGAAGAGCAAUGUGAGCUUAAAACUCAUAAAAUACAAGAGUGUCAACAAAAAAUACAGGAGAGUUGGUUUGUGGCAAGGGAGGAAGCUGCUAAAUGCAAGGCAGCAAAAGAGGUGAUAAAAGCUUUAGCACUAAGGCUUCAUACAAUAUCAGGAAAAGAUAACGCCGGGCAAGAAGCAAAAGUUGGACAACAUGAAUUUGUGCCUAAUCUGGCAACCAUAGUUACAGAUAUGAAGAGUCCAAGAGAUUACAGUGGGGACAGUCUAUCCAAUUCUCCUAUAGUAUUCUCUAACACAAUAAAAUCCAAAUUUGGGAGAAGCAUGUUUCCCAAAAAUGAAAAUUCUAACUUUAGUAGUGGUGAGUCUCAACAAGACAAUAUCAAUGGAUUGAAGGCUGACUGGGUAGAACAAUACGAGCCAGGUGUUUACAUCACAUUUACAACCUUACCAUGUGGGAAAAAGGGCCUUAAGCGAGUGAGAUUUAGUCGCAAGCGAUUCUCAGAGAAGGAAGCGGAAAAAUGGUGGGAAGAGAAUCAGAGCACGGUGUAUCACAAGUAUGGGAUUGAAGGAUAUAUAAACACCAGCCAAAAUCAGGUGAAAGGCUAAUUUUUACUGCCAUUCAUCUCUACCAGUUUUCACCAAUAGUUCUUAGUGGCUUUAGGUCUCAAAGAAAGAUCAAUUGUAUAGUCACAAAUAAUAGUGUCUUUGUUCAGCAUCUUGGGGCAUUCAUUCCGGUGUACAGUCACAAAUAACAACGUGUCUCUUAAUACCAUAAAAACACUAGAAUUUUAACUUUUUAUUUUUAUUUAUCCUUUUCUGUACUGGUUGUUGUUUGAGAGCGACAAAAUCCGACUUGAGGAUUUUUAUGAAUUGAUCCAAGUAAUGACUGCAAUGUCUUUAUUGCACGUUCUGUCCAACUUGACAGACACAUAAAACAGUCCACACGACAAGAAGACAGAAAGGGCACGUGCAUGCAUGCAUGCUUCUACCUUACUUUCCCAUCUUCUCUCAUUCCUCCCUCUUCCCAUUUCCAACUUCCCUGUCACCAUUCUCACUCAGACAUUCUACUUUUAUUCACUGUUAGGUUGUAUUUUUUUUCUUUAUAUUUAAGCAUAUUUUAUUUCUGUAAAAUAUGUUACGAUACUUUUUUUCAAUUUUUUUUCCCUGUGAAAAAACCUUGCAUUUGUUCUAAUAAGUAUUAGUUUCUCAAA
Messenger RNA from Vigna radiata var. radiata (mung bean), 4599 nucleotides. Its product is annotated as PH, RCC1 and FYVE domains-containing protein 1. The coding region runs from base 782 to 3994 and encodes 1070 amino acids. Lineage: Eukaryota; Viridiplantae; Streptophyta; Magnoliopsida; Fabales; Fabaceae. The record is from RefSeq and is a predicted model, not a curated record. Gene Ontology annotation, molecular function: metal ion binding. The transcript is spliced from 11 exons.